CUCAGGGCUGCCCACUCCUCUUUUGAUCUGCUCGGGAGGGAGAUGGGUCCCAGCAGGGGCCUGGACUACAUCUCCCAGAGUGCCUGGCAGAGUGGUGGCCUCUGUACGCCACUGUACGCCAGUUACAAGCGACUAUGCAGCGGGCAGCAAGCAUGGUGGCCCGUGUAGGCUUUCGUCUGCAGUCACUCCCCUUGGCCCUGGGUCGUCAGUUCAGUUGUGCGCAGGAUGUGCUUCGCAAGACACCACUCUAUGACUUUCACCUGGCCCACGGUGGGAAAAUGGUGGCGUUUGCGGGUUGGACUCUGCCUGUGCAGUACCAGGACAGUCAUAUUGACUCACACCUGCACACACGCCGGCACUGCUCGCUCUUUGACGUGUCCCACAUGCUGCAGACCAAGAUAUUUGGUUGUGACCGGGUUAAGCUGAUGGAGAGUCUAGUGGUUGGAGACAUUGAAGAGCUAAGGCCAAACCAGGGGACACUGUCGCUGUUUACAAAUGAGACUGGAGGCAUCUUAGAUGACUUGAUUGUGACCAACACAUCUGAGGGGCACCUGUAUGUGGUAUCCAAUGCUGGCUGCUGGGACAAGGACUUGGCUCGCAUGCAGGACAAAGUCACGGAGCUUCAGAAAAGGGGCAGUGAUGUGGGUCUGGAAGUGGUGGAUAAUGCUCUGCUAGCCCUGCAAGGCCCCACUGCGGCCCAGGUGCUACAGGCCGGUGUGGCAGACGACUUGAGGAAACUGCCCUUCAUGACCAGUGCUGUGAUGGAAGUGUUCGGCAUGUCCGGCUGCCGUGUGACCCGCUGUGGCUACACAGGAGAGGACGGUGUGGAGAUCUCAGUGCCGGCAACAGGGGCAGUCCACCUGGCAACAGCUCUUCUAGAGAACCCGGAGGUGAAGCUGGCAGGGCUGGCGGCCCGGGACAGCCUACGCCUGGAGGCAGGCCUCUGCCUGUAUGGGAAUGACAUUGAUGAACACACUACACCUGUGGAGGGCAGCCUCAGUUGGACAUUGGGGAAGCGCCGCCGAGCUGCUAUGGACUUCCCUGGAGCCGAGGUCAUUGUUUCCCAGCUGAAGGGCAAGGUGCAGCGGAGGCGUGUGGGGUUGAUGUGUGAGGGGGCCCCAAUGCGGGCACACAGUCCCAUCCUGAGCACGGACGGUACCAAGAUUGGUACUGUGACCAGUGGCUGCCCCUCGCCUUGCCUGAAGAAGAAUGUGGCAAUGGGUUAUGUGCCCUCUGAGUACAGUCGGCCAGGGACACUGCUGCUGGUAGAGGUACGGCGGAAGCAGCAGAUGGCUGUGGUCAGCAAGAUGCCCUUUGUGCCCACGAACUACUACACCCUCAAGUGAGGACAGUUCAGGCAGGGCCCUCCCCUUCAGGAGUCUUGCACUGGAGAGCAUUCUUCAAGGGGAUAGUCAGGAAGCUGAGGCAGAACUCACUAGGGGUGAGUGGUGAGGGUAGAGGCUGGAGGCUGGCUCUAGUUGUCUGGUUGAGGGGGCCAUACCACCUGUUUCCCCCACCCACCCACUCCAACUUUAGGACCCCAUUUCUGAGUGAUGGACCAGCUCGCCCAAUGUCCUGUUUCAGUCCACCAUCCCACUGACCCCACUCUUGCCUACUGGAUGGCAAUGAUAAGCACUGGUUCUGCCACCUCUCACUCUGCCAGGUGCUAGCUGUGGAUAAAAGGCUCUCCUUUGUGAGGAGGAUUAAACCUUCCCAACCUACCUCACCACAGUUUCUCAUCUUCCAAAGGGUUAUUACUAUGGGCAGCGUGAGCUUAGGCCACCCCCUUGAAUUUGUUUUCCACAAAUGCAAACUGCUGCCUGUCCCUGGGCAGGAAUGAUUCCUGACUUACAGAGGGUUAACUCAGUAGGGCUGCUGUGCUCAUGUGUAAACUUGGGGAUGGCUGAGGGGGCAUGGACUAACUCUUCCAUAUUCCUGAGUCGAUCUAGCCUGCCACCCAGUAGCAAACCAUGGUAGGCUCACCACCUGUUCUGAGCCUCAGGGCUGUUGUAGGGUAGGCUGGCCUCCUCCUGGACUUGCCUUACCCUGGCUGACCGUCACUCCUUGGCCCAUUACUGGACUCCAUUGACUCCUGAAAAAAAUUAAACAAACUUCCUUCCUUCGUA
Galeopterus variegatus (Sunda flying lemur) is the source of this 2126-nucleotide messenger RNA. RefSeq names its product aminomethyltransferase (gene AMT). Gene Ontology annotation, biological process: glycine catabolic process. The record is from RefSeq and is a predicted model, not a curated record. Lineage: Eukaryota; Metazoa; Chordata; Mammalia; Dermoptera; Cynocephalidae. Bases 135 to 1346 code for a protein of 403 amino acids. Gene Ontology annotation, cellular component: mitochondrion. Gene Ontology annotation, molecular function: protein binding; aminomethyltransferase activity. The transcript has 9 exons.